AUGGAUAUCUCUGUUACGUCAGAAAAUUUGGAUCAACAGGAACUUAUUCAAGCGUCUGAAAACCCUUUUGGUGCUGACAACAUAACUGUAUGCACUUGUAGGGGUAUGUGUUUAAGAGAAAGUGGUCGUAAUGCGUGUCCCUGUAAAAAUGUUGGACAUUUUUGUUCAUCAGCUUGCCAUAGGCGAAUGGCUUCGACUACUUGUCUAAAUAAAAGAAACGUCGUACACGGGAACUUAUCUUCAGAUUCUGAUGAUACACAAGUGAGUAUUGGGCAAUGGUUGCUUUUUUAUUUUCGACAUUGAUUGAAGUUUUAUUUGUCAUAUUGACUGAACGGGUGCCUCGCAUUUUGAUUCAUUAUAAAUAAAAUAAUAUCUGACAGGACUUUUGUACAUUUUAUACAGUACAUUAUUUUCCAGGUUUAAUACAUUACCAAAUUAUUUAUAUAUUUGCAAAUCAUGUUGCACAUGAAAGAGUAGGGCAUGUGCAACCAUUAUAUAUAGCCUGAACUGCAUUCUAAACAAUUUACAAUACUUGUAGUUAUGGAAGUAAGUUAAUUAGCCUUUUCUAUUCAUACAAAAGGCAGUCAACAUACAUGUCAUUGAUAUCAUGUUUACAAAUAUUACAAUUAUUCUCAUUUCCUUGGUCAUUUCCCACUUGACGUUGAAAAGUAAGCGUUUAGCAUCAUAUUUAAGUAAAAUCAUAUCCCACCCCUUCUUGUCAUGAAUUUUUUGCCAGCCCACCCUUUGUAGCCCAGAAUGUUUUCAUUGCCUCUCCAAACAUCUUCUACCCACCCCAUAAGUAAUUUAGGCUGUGGGCUGUUGUGCGAAAAAGUGCCUAGAAAAGCAAUUUCGUGGCACCCUCCUGGGAAAUAGAUUUUCUGUGGUUCAAUUCAUAGAACCAUAGAUGCUUAAUUACCGCAAAAAGUUCCCAAGCAGAAAACUUGCCCAACACCGCGAAAAUGGGUGAUCAGUGAUUAUCCUCUAUUAAAUUGUAUUACAAUGUAAAAUUUUGUAUUUGUAUGUAAAUUUUGUAUGUAAAAUUUUGCAUACAAAAAGCUACAUAUAAGACAUUUAAACAGUUUUUUUCAUAUCUAAAAUUGUUUACAAGUUAUAUGCUGUCAAAAACGUGUUUUGACCUAGUACCCAGUCCUUAUUGCGGCAUUUUGGUCCAAUUUUCACAUUUAAAACAGCAAUAACUCAAAGACUAUUUGAAAAAUAAAAAACUGUUUAAAAGUGUUAUAUGCGUUUUUUUUGUACGUUUUCCAAGGAUGCAAGUCAUUUUUAUUGAAUUAUCGUAAUUGAAUACAGAAUUUCCCAUUUUUUUUGCUGUAAUACAAUUUAAUAGAGGAUAAUCAUUGAUCACCCAUUUUCUCGGGAUUGGGCAACUGUUUUGCUUGGGAACUUUUUUUGGUAGUGAUGUACCUAUAUGCCUUUCAAAUAAACCCCAAACCAAAUAUUUCCCACAUGGGUGCCACAAAGCGAAAUAAUUUUGGCCAACAGCCCACAGCCUAAUUAAAGUUUUAAAAAUUUCAGGAAUCCUCAGAUACAAGCUUUAACAUUAGCCAACAAUCAUAUGGUAGUAGUACAGUCAGUAGACGUGGACGAUCUGGCGUGACUAUACGUGGGUUUGGUGCAAGGUCAAACAGAGGGCGUGCCAGAAGAGGUGGUACGUCGAGAGGCAGAGUGAGACAGACCAAUAGAGGUCAAGGAAACAGAGGUCAACGGAACAGAGGUCAACAGAACAGAGGUCAGAGGAAUAGAGGUCAAAGAAAUAGAGGACAACAAAGAGGAAGAGGGCAUGGCAGAUUAGUAGCUGAGGAGAAUUCGGAAGAGAGAAGGGCUCAGCAUGAAGAACAACUGCAGGUGAUAAUAAACUCAAUUUGAAUUCAAAAUAGGUUAAUUGUUUCAUUUUAUUAAUUACAAGUAUGUGUGGUACACAUAAUAUCCAAACAAUGCUGUAAAAAUCAUUGUAUUUCUAGUAUACCAAGUAAUAUGAAUUUGUAUGCAUUGGUUUAUUCUUGAAAUGUCUUGACUGUGACCAUGGAACAUCAUUUUGGUUUGUAAACAUGAGAUAAGAGGAAACAUGGCAAUACAGUAGAGGGUCCACAAAAUAUACUGUUUCCUUAUAGUUUGAGUCAGUAUUCUAUUAUAUAUACAGAAUAUCAAGUGUCAAGGAAAUUGUGUUAAAUUAUUGCAUGACGUGAACUUAUAUUGCCCACAUAAAAAUAACAGUACCAAACUAUUUUAUUCUUAUUUAACAUAUACUGUAGUAACAGCAUACAAUGAACCACAUCAGAGCUAAUCUUUAGUAGUAAAAAGACAAAUUUAAUGAAUUUCACAUGUUACUAUAUUGUCUAAUCAGAUGGAAAAACAUUAAUUUUGACACUUGGUAUAUACUGUAAUAUGCUUUAACGUAUUAAUAAUUAAAUAAUACUCUUUAACAAGCGAUUAUGUGGUGAAAUCCAACCUCAGAGUCGUUAUAAUACAGGGCUUUAAAUUUUUCAGCAGUAUCCAACGGGAUACUACCAACUUGAAAUGGUAUCCACCAAGAAAAUCUAGUAAUUCCAGUAUCCCAAUUUAAAAUGUUGUAUCCUGUUAGAUAAUUGUAUGUGUAAAAUAAAGUACACUGUAGGGUUAGUUACAGUAUGUCAUCACUUAUGUUAACACAUCAUUAAUUAACAUCAAACCAAAUGCACCGUAUUGAACUUACACUUCAGUUAAUUGAUUUGCUACUUCAGGAUUUUUUCUACUACAUUAUUUGCUUAUUUAAAACACGUAAUUGAAACUGAGAUUCUUUAAUUACAGGAUACUGUAUUUGUUCAACUGACAAAUAUAAUUCUAUGUAUCAUUAGGAACUGGUAAAUAACUUAGAUGAUGCAACUCUUCGAGUACUAACUGCAGAAUUGCUCAGACGGCAACCAGCCAUGUUUGCAGAUUUGGUGAAUGGAGAGCUACCUGUGUUUCAACAGGGUAAUAUAAACGAAUUGCCUGAGCAACCAGAAUACAACAAUCAACCUGAGUGGUGCAAGUGCGGUGUAUGUAUUGUGAUGCCAACUCAAGCUGAAAACAAGUGUUGCACACAAACAGUUCAACCAUGCAUUACAACACACCCUUUGUUUUAUCAAAUCGUUUUGGAUCCUAACAUACUUGAUAUUGCAAUGAGAUACAAGGAAGAUGUGUUGGCUAUGGAGCAUCCACGGAACAAUGAAAAUUUUCGCCACACUGCGUACAGACAGUUUGUGCUAUGGCAGCAUGGCCGGUUAGGUCAAGGUGACAGACGUGUUGUCCCAAGUUGCUGUGUUCAGACAAUCAGGAAAAGAUACCCAUCACCUAAUGGUAUUUACGUUGGUUUUCGACCAGCACGGUUGUAA
Messenger RNA from Paramuricea clavata, 3371 nucleotides. The record is from the annotation of a GenBank genome assembly. Lineage: Eukaryota; Metazoa; Cnidaria; Anthozoa; Malacalcyonacea; Plexauridae.